Paramecium octaurelia is the source of this 386-nucleotide messenger RNA. The record is from the annotation of a GenBank genome assembly. Lineage: Eukaryota; Ciliophora; Oligohymenophorea; Peniculida; Parameciidae.
CAGUAGCUCAGAAAAAUGAAAUAAAGACCAAGACAAAUAGAUGCAUCAAAGCCAGUGCUCACUAUAAGCACUUUAGAAGCAUUCAACAAUGCUGAAGGACAAGAGCCCGAAAUCAAAAACACGGAAUAAAUCAUUACUCCUGAUUAACUCAUGAAAGAAAAGUAAAUUGCAUACAUCUGUUUAAUUACAAAAGAGGAGUUUAAGAUAGAGGAAUUCACCUUUCUGAAAUGUGAAAUCUCUACCUUGCUCCUCCAUACUUGCCUUAUUUAUUUUUAUAUUAUACUCAUUAUUAUUUAGACCUAAAUAAUUUGAAGAGCCCACACUCAAAUCAUAAUUGCCUUCCAGAUGUCGUGAGGAUUACAUUCAAUACAAAGUACCAGUUUAUC